GAACAAUUGGUUGCAUGCUAAUAACAGAUUUCCCUGAGAGAUCAACUUUUGGGUUUGCUGCCUUACAAGAAAAUUGAAUCACCAAUGUCUGUGUGUGAUAAUUACCUAUAUUUAGUUUUAGCUGGUUCUACUUAAAAAAUCUCUUGGUUAUACAUUCAACACCUUUGUUGAUAUAUCGAUGUCUAGAUGUUAUUUUUGCUAACAGUUAGUGUUUUCUAGUUCUGGAAGUGGGAGACACAAAUGAAAAAACUUUUCAUUAGCCUUCCAUUUUGAGAUGAUUUCUUGUCUGGAUAAUUGUGAAAGGAGAUAUUGUUUUGUCUUGCGAUAAUUGAACGGGAGGCCAUUGAAAUGGCAAGCUACUUGUGGAGAAAAUAUGCAGAUUACUUGUACACAAAAUGGGAGAAAACCUUUCUUUGGGACAUGGUGGCGCCUUAUAGAAGGCCCAAAUCCUUUACACCUUUAGUCACAAUUUAUAUAGCUGCUUUCUACACUGGAGUUGUUGGGGCUGCCAUCACUGAACAACUCCACAAGGAAAAGUAUUGGGAAGAGCAUCCAGGCAGAGUUGUGCCUCUCAUGGAACCAAAGUUUUAUUGGGGUCCGUGGAGGAUUAUGCGAGGAGACGUACCGUCUCCACCACCAUCUCAAUGAAAGGUCUGGAUGCAUGUUUUAUGUUUGCUUCCAAUUCACCACAUUUUGUCAUUUAAGCACAGGAUGUUUGGCUUCACCAAAAGCUUGUUACUGCACCCUUGUUGUGUUGUCUUUUUCUCUCAGCUGUGAAAUCGAAAGGUUUGGAACUUGUUCUCUUCAUGGAAAGCAUACUAUAAUAUUUAUAAAUAGCAUUAAGAAUUUUUACAACAGCUUUACUUACUAGUUGAGCUUAUCCCUCUUUGUAAAUUUGUGCUGAUUUAUAUGUUGUUUUUCUUUUGUUUAUUGACUUGGACAGUAGGACUUGACAAAAGCAACAUGAAGCUUUGUUAAUUAACUUGGCUUCUGUUCGUCGUAGAACACAAGUUCCAUCAUAAAAUUUGAAAAUGCAAUUACAUAUUUGGUGUAGAA
Messenger RNA from Arachis ipaensis, 1056 nucleotides. The record is from RefSeq and is a predicted model, not a curated record. NCBI's taxonomy places the organism in Eukaryota, Viridiplantae, Streptophyta, Magnoliopsida, Fabales, Fabaceae.